Phascolarctos cinereus (koala) is the source of this 11622-nucleotide messenger RNA. RefSeq names its product ASXL transcriptional regulator 3 (gene ASXL3). Gene Ontology annotation, biological process: animal organ morphogenesis; positive regulation of transcription by RNA polymerase II. Gene Ontology annotation, cellular component: PR-DUB complex. Gene Ontology annotation, molecular function: chromatin binding; DNA binding; peroxisome proliferator activated receptor binding. NCBI's taxonomy places the organism in Eukaryota, Metazoa, Chordata, Mammalia, Diprotodontia, Phascolarctidae. The record is from RefSeq and is a predicted model, not a curated record.
GAGAAGGGGAAAGGGCUAUCCAAAUUCUCUCAAUUGCUGGGAGGAGCUGCCCAGGUGUGCUGAGGGGCCUGUACUCAGGAAGAGAAACAGGGAGUCCUCCACACCUUCAGUUCAGCUCUCCACUGUCGUCUCCAGCCAGGACCAGUUUCGUUCGUCUCCCAGACCUUUCUAGUGCAGCCCAUAUUUCUACAUUCUUCUUUAGAAGAACUGAAAAAAAGCAAAUAGCAUUAGAAAAACACCCCAACUCACCAAUGACUGCAAAACAGAUAUUGGAAGUCAUUCAGAAAGAAGGAUUGAAAGAAACAAGUGGGACUUCUCCAUUAGCCUGUCUGAAUGCAAUGCUUCACACCAAUACUCGUGUAGGGGAUGGGACAUUCUUCAAAAUCCCUGGGAAAUCAGGACUUUAUGCUCUUAAAAAGGAAGAAUCUUCAUGCCCGGCUGAUGGGACAUUGGAUUUAGGCUGUGAAUCAGAAUUAGAUGGCACCGAAAUGGCUGAAGCAAACAAUAGUAAUGGAGAAGAAAAUGGAGUUUGUACAAGACAAAUAUCUGAAGAAGCAUCUUCCAACCGAGACUCGAGCCUUACAAAUACAGCAGUGCAAAACAAAUUAGCGUCUUCCUUCCAGCAGCACACCAAAAAGGCUCUUAAACAGGCUUUGAGACAGCAGCAGAAAAGAAGAAAUGGAGUCUCAAUGAUGGUAAACAAGACUGUUCCUCGUGUUGUUUUGACACCAUUAAAGGUGUCUGAUGAGCAGUCGGAUUCACCUUCAGGAUCUGAGUCUAAAAAUGGUGAAGCUGACAGUUCAGAUAAAGAAAUGAAACAUGGGCAAAAAUCUCCCACUGGAAAACAAACGAGUCAGCACUUAAAACGAUUGAAAAAGUCUGGUUUAGGACACUUGAAAUGGACCAAAGCUGAGGAUAUUGACAUAGAAACACCAGGAUCUAUUCUUGUGAACACUAACCUGAGGGCGUUAAUAAACAAACAUACUUUUGCUUCCUUACCUCAACAUUUUCAACAAUACCUCCUGCUUUUGCUACCGGAAGUAGAUAGGCAGAUGGGAAGUGAUGGAGUUUUACGCCUCAGUAGUUCUGCCCUAAAUAAUGAAUUCUUUGCAUAUGCAGCACAAGGAUGGAAACAGCGAUUAGCAGAAGGAGAGUUUACCCCAGAAAUGCAGUUACGGAUAAGACAAGAAAUUGAGAAGGAAAAGAAAACAGAACCUUGGAAAGAGAAAUUCUUUGAAAGAUUUUAUGGAGAAAAGCUAGGUAUGUCAAGAGAAGAGUCAAUGAAGCUCACUUCAGUUGAAAACAGUGAUGGUGAUGACAAUACUCCUUUGUGUGGGUCUUCAUGUUUGCCUGGUCCGUCUACACCAUCAUCCUUUGACGAGCAAUUGCCAAAAAGCACAAAAAUCCCACCUUCUCCAGAAACUGAUUUCUGUGCUUCCAUGGAACAGGUCCCAAUUAAGAAUAUCAUGGCAGAAUCUGAAUCAGAGGAUAUCUUGAUCCCUGAAGAAUCUGUGAUUCAGGAAGAAGUUGCAGAAGAGGUAGAAACCACUAUCUGUGAAUGCCAGGAUGAAAAUCAUAAGACAGAACCAGAGUUUUCUCAAGAAUCUGGGAGCCCCCCAGAUCCAAGUGAAGAGGCAGUGAUAGUGCCUGCUGAAGAAAAUGUAGAAGCCUGUGUCAUGAUGAAUGAUGUCUUAGAUAUACUGCCUCAUGUUGAAAUUAAGGUGGAAGAGAAAUUGGAAUCCCCUCAGGAAGAAAUGGCUGUUGUAAUUGAUCAGCUAGAUGACUGUGAAUCCCCAGCCCCUUCUGCUUCCUCUGUGAAUUCUGUCAAUGAUACAGCAGAUAAGGAGCCAGAGUCCACAAAAGAGUCCAGUAUCCCAGAAACACAGAGUAUUCCUCCUGCUGCAGAAGGACUGUUUUCAGCUGAAGGCAUUGCUGUAGAUAUGGAGCUACAGAGUGAGCCUGAUGAACAGCUUUCUGAAAAUGCUUGUGUCUCUGAAACAUCCUUCUCUUCAGAGAGCCCAGAGGGAGCAUCCACUGGUCUGACAUCCCCAGGUGGGGAAACGCAGUCCAUUUCAGAAGAGCCCUGUACUCCAGCAUCCCUUGAAACAACCUUUUGUUCUGAGGUGUCCAGCACUGAAAACACUGACACAGAUAGUAAUAGAAAGCCUGCUGAUGAAAAUCUUCAUGCAUCUUUGAUGUCAGAAAUAUCUCCAAUGUCCACUUCUCCUGGAACAUCAGAAACAUCCCUCAUGUCCAAUUUACCUUUGACAUCAGAAGCCUCCCCGAUAUCUAACUUGCCUUUAACAUCAGAAACAUCACCGAUGUCUGAUUUGCCUUUGACAUCAGAAACCUCUUCAGUGUCUUCAGUACUUCUGACAGAGACGUCCAUUGUAACCAGUUUACCUGUCCCUUCAGAAACAUCUCCAAUGUCCAGUUCUUCCAUGAGUGAGAGGCUUAUUCAUCAGCCAAGAAAGUCAUCUUCCCCGUGUGAAGAGCCACUCUCCCCUCUUAAAGAUGAAAAUUCUGUCCUUUCUCAACCUCCAGGAGAGAGCCUUAUGACUCACCAGACGAUGUGUCCACGUAGCCCUGAAACCAUCAAACUGGAUGCACCACCUGUUGCCCCUGAAUCUUCGACAGCUGAAGAUGCUCACCGUAAAAACCUGACUCAGCAGCUGUGUCAGUCUCCUACAGAAACAGAGCAGUCUGGUGUUGCAUCUGUUCCAGAACUCUCUCCUCCAGAAGCGAUGAAAGUUAAAAAUCAUAAUGUCCAGCAAAGAACUGAAAAGAAAGGCACAGCCUCACCGUCUGAGGGAUCUGUUUCAUCUGAAGGCACCGUGGGUAAGAACAGUGAGCUUCCUCCAGCUAAGUCACAUGACAAACAGUAUACCUCAUUAGAUAAGGCUUCAUUUUCUGAAGGAUCUCGAAGUAAAACACACAAGCAGGGGAGCACACAAACUCGAUUGGAAAGUUCCCAUUCCUCUAAGUCCUCAGAACCUGCCAAGUCACCUGAAGGGAUAAGAAAUGAAAAUAGGGAACCAGAGAUCUCAAAGAGGAAAACUGUAGAACAGCACAGUUUUGGAAUCUGUAAGGAGAAGAGAGCUAGAAUAGAAGAUGAUCAGACAGCCCGUAGUACUUCAGCCACCAGCCCGAUUGAAAAAGAGCAGCCUCCACGAGAGGAGCCCAGGGUACCACCUCUCAAGAUCCAGUUAUCAAAAAUUGGGCCUCCUUUUAUUAUCAAGAGCCAGCCAGUCUCCAAGCCAGAGUCUAGAGCGUCCCCUAGCACCUCAAUUAGUGGAGGGAGGAACACAGGUGCCAGGACCCUCGCAGAUAUCAAGGCAAGAGCCCAACAGGCUCGGGCUCAGAGAGAGGCUGCUGCUGCAGCUGCUGUGGCGGCCGCCGCAAGCAUAGUCUCAGGAGCUAUGGGGAGUCCAGGUGAAGGUGGGAAGACCAGGACCCUAGCACACAUCAAAGAACAAACAAAAGCCAAGCUCUUUGCAAAGCACCAAGCCCGAGCACACUUACUACAGACAAAUAAAGAGGCCAGGUUGCCACAGCUCAGCUCAAAGGAUGGCUCACCUCCUCUGGAAGUUUCAGCUACUCCAGAAGCAAAGAUGGAAGGUUCAACUGGUGUCAUUAUUGUUAAUCCAAACUGCAGGUCUCCCAGCAACAAGUCUGCUCCCCUCCGGGAGACUGCCACUUUAUUGCAGCAGUCACUUAAUCCUGCUAAGCUACCAGAAACUGCUACUGACAUAUCUCUGCACAGUUCUGAUGAAAGUAUACCUAUGUCACAUUUGUCUGAGAAAGUUAUUUCAUCUACCUCUUCUGAAAAUAGUGGUAUGCCCCUUCUUUUUAAUAAAAAUUCUGUCCCUGUGUCUGUUUGCAGCACUGCCAUGUCAGGAACAAUUAAAGAACUUCCCUUUGCAAGUUCUGUUGACAAAUCCUCUCUUUUAAUGUCUGUUGACAGUGCAGAUACUACAGGCUCUGCUUGUAAUUUAAGUAUGCUAAAAACCAUCCAGGGAGCUGACCCUACCUGUGUAGCCAUUGGACCAAAAUGUAUUGAUAGUGCUCCCAUUCCGACUUCUACAGAGGGGUCCGUCUUACCAAACUCUGUUGAUGACAAAAGGUUGCCAGUAGCAAGCAACAGUGCUAAUCAUAAUUUAGUCUCCGGUCAAUAUACCACUGUGCCAUCUCCCUCCAUUGGAAAUAAUUUGCCAAAUCAUACCCCUCCCAGCUCUGUCCUGGUUCCCCCAGUGGGAGCCAGUGGCAGAUUUCCUUCUGAUCCGAUAGCCAUGCCUGGGUGCGAUGAGCAGGCUGGCAUGUCUACGAGCACCACUGUGAAAGCAGCCCUGAGCUGCAGUGAUCGGGUUGCGGUCACAGACUCCUCAGCUAAAUGCCCAUCUAUCGCUAUGUUUACUGGAAACAUGUUAACGAUAAGCUCUUACGACAGCCCUACCAAGUUAGGUACUGAAAGCUUGGAAAAAAGUACAGGUGUCAGAAGUAGGACAGAUCACUCUUGCAAACCUCAGCACCCACCUGGAGGCUAUACACCGGCAACAGUGAACAGAUCGAUUCCCUGUAAAGUCAUUGUUGAUCACAGUGCCACACUGAGCUCCAGCUUAUCACUUACCAUUUCCAUUGAAAGUGCAGAAGCUGGCCUAGAUGUGCAGAGCAGGCCAUCUAGGACAGAAACGGCCUUACAGAAUGUGGCGUGCCCUCAAGUGUCUGUUAUCAACAGGCCUGAACCAGUGACAGGUGAGAACAUGGAACAUGGUUUAGGCUUCAUUGCUACUCCUACAGCAAAGCAGGAUGGCAAACCAUUGAAUUCCACCUGCACUCAUCUCCGAGAAUUACCUCUUGCUUCUCCUGAUAAAGCAGGUGAGGUGACUACACCUAGUCAUGGAUUUGCUGAACAGUUACAAGGACCCACUUCUUUCAAAAGUGAAGCAGACACUACCUGUAGCAAUCAGUAUAAUACGGGUAACCUGAUUUGCUGGAACAGUGAAGAUGUGAUGAGUACAGAACCUCCUGCAGCCAGCCAUUCAGCUGCUACAAAUAAACAUAAGGAGUACCUGGAGCAGAAUUGCCCAAAGACGAUCAAAACAGAACAUUCCAGCUAUGUCUCAGAGUUACACCCUAGGAAUCUUAUGACAAAAAUUGCUCUUCCUGUGAAGUCAGAAGCCCCUGAAAUGGACAAGUGCUUUAGAAUGGACACUGAAGAUUUCUCUGUAUCAGAAAUGACUACCCAGGCUGAGGUAGCCACCCCAAAUACACAGCAAACCCCAAACUCUAAGGCAUCUGUCUCCAGUUCCGUGGAAGAGACUCUGUCAUUGGCCACAGAAUCAAUAAAGAGAGUCCCAGGUGGAGGGAGCUCAAGCUGUCGUCUGUCAUCUGUAGAGGCCAACAAUCCCCUCGUGACACAGUUACUACAAGGCAAUCUGCCUUUAGAAAAAGCCCUGCCACAGCCCCGAUUAGGAGCCAAACUAGAAAUUCACCGGCUUCCCCUGCCUCUGCAGACCCCCUCAGUGUGCAAAACAGCAUCCGAGAGGAAUAUCAUCGAAACUCCUGCUAGCUCUCCAAAUCCAGAUGGUAAAGGCUACUUGGCAGGGACUCUAGUGCCCCUGCAGAUUAGAAAGCGAGAAAACCACCCAAAAAAGAGAAUGGCCAGGACUGUGGGGGAACAUGCACAAGUGAAAUGUGAGCCGGGAAAGCUGCUGUUGGACACAGAUGUUAAAGUGGCGCCAUGUGUCAUCAACUCCAACAUGAAUCAACUGGGGCACAGCCAGCCUUUUAAGCAAGAGUGGAUGAGCAAACACACAGCCCAGAACAGAAUUGCUCACAGCCCUGAGAUGAAGCAGCAGAAGAGGCUGCUUCCCUCUUGUAGCUUCCAGCAGAACUUGUUCCAUGUUGACAAGAAUGGCAGCUUUCACCCAGAUGCCAGUACCUCACACCGACAGCAGUUUUACCAAAUGCCUAUGGCUGCACGGGGCCCCAUUCCUUCAACUGCUCUGUUGCAGGUCUCUUCCAAGGCCACAGCUGGCUGCCAUGCAUUUGCCUUCAACAGGCACCUGGAACAGAAGGGCUUGGGAGAGGUUGGAAUUCCAACAACCUCUCACCAGUUAAGGUUGGCCAGUGUGUUAUCACCCAGUAUUCCCAUUAAGGAAGGUGAUGACAUGGGCAGCACUGUACAUGCCAUCCAGAAUAAAUCCUUGGUGCACCCCCCUCCACCACCACCACCCCUUCCUCCGCCCCCUCCACCACCCCCACCCCCCAUACCACCUUCCCUUCCUAACGCAGAAGUCCCACCUGAUCAAAAACAACCACCAGUUACUAUGGAAACCACUAAAAGACUUAGUUGGCCACAGCCAGCCGGCAUAUGUAGCAAUAUAAAAUCUGAACCUCUUUCCUUUGAGGAAGGUCUGAGCAGCUGUGAACUGAGUAUGAAGCAAGUGUCUUAUGACCAGAAUGAAGUGAAAGAACAGUUAAAAGCCUUUGGGCUAAAAAGUGCAGAUUUCUCUUCCUAUAUACUUUCUGAGCCACAAAAGCCUUUUACCCAAGUAGCUGCUCAGAAAAUACAGGUGCAGCCACAGCAGCCACAGCCACCACAGCAGCUCUGUGGAAAUUACCCAGCUAUACACUUUGGUAGCACAAACUUCAAAAGGGCAGCCUCUGCAAUUGAAAAGUCCAUUGGAAUUUUGGGAAGUGUUUCUAGCACUGCCACAGGUCUCUCUACCCAGAAUGCUCAGAUUCCAGUUCAAAACUUUGCUGACAACAGCAAUGCAGAUGAGCUGGAGUUGAAAUGUUCAUGCAGGCUGAAAGCCAUGAUUGUGUGCAAGGGCUGUGGGGCCUUCUGCCAUGACGACUGCAUAGGCCCUUCCAAACUCUGUGUGGCUUGCCUGGUUGUCCGAUAGGAGCCAAGUCCAAGGUGCAGUAUCCCAUUUCCUUGUGGAGAAGCCAAACAACAGAAACAGAAAUAAUGUAAUUGCAGUGCUUUCUAUCAUUCUAAUUUAUUUUGUUUUAGGGGGUAUUAUAUUCUUCACAGUUAGAUUCCUUUUCUCCUUUCCCCACCCCCUUUGCCUUAUUAUAUCUCUUAAAAAGGAUGCAUAACAUCAGAAAUGUCUCAGUGGCAUGUUGUAUGUGGUUUUUAGUUUAGUUUUGUUUUCAGUAAGCUUGGUUGUCAUGAUAAAAGAGGGUAUUAAGAAGUGUCAUUCCCAGCUUUGGAAAUAAUAUGCCAACAUGGGCACAUUGUACCGAAUUUGUUUUCCUAGGUAGUUGAUCUGAAAUGUCCUGAGAUAAAUAAUUAGGACAUGUUAAUUUGGUUUCUUUCAACAGAAAAUAAAGUCAGGAGAGGGAGAUAGUUAUUUUAAAUAGUUUAGAAUUUUACCCUGCAUUAACAAUUGCAAUAGUUAGCUGUCCUACCUGAACCUACCUUUAACGUGGAUUAUGCCCAGUCAUAUUAACUGGGGAAGGAAUCAGACUUAAAAGGUGUGCCUAGGGAGUUAUUUGCUUGCUGAGCCUCGCACAAGAUAUUAAUAGAGGUAAGAGUUUAAUGAAAACAACCAUUCUUAUUGAUUUCCCCAUUUGGUCCUCCCAAACACUGUUAACAGAGUAGAAUGGCUUGGCCUGUUAAGAGAUUUGCACAGGUUUAUACAUCUGGGGAAAAUAGUAUCUAUCUUCAAUCCUUAAGUGUGUCUCAUAGAGCCAGUAAUGUGACCUUGGCCCCACCAAUUUAUUUUAAGUCCAGAGUAACCAACUCUUGACCCCAAUAAAUACUAUAUUCUAUUCUUCAUAGCUUCAUGCAUGGUCCUUGAAGCAAAAUGAAAAAAAAAAUUUCUCCAAUUAAAAUAUUUCACAUAUAGGUGAAUAAACAGAUAAAUACGGCAAAUACUUUCCAUUUUAUUCAGUAUAAUACAUUCAUUAGCUAUUAGAGUUUGAAGGGAAAAGUGAUAGUGGCCCUUCAUCGAUGACACUUCUGAAUUCUGGCUUCUCUACUUAGGCCAGGCACUAUCUUUGAAGGUGACAUUGAUGAUGAAAGUGAAUGUCGGAUUAGAGGGCUAAUUUAGUAGAAAACACUUUUUAAAAUGUUUUUCAUGUUUUACUAUCUAUAUAGAUAUAUUUGACUCUGAAUUUGUAAUCCUUAUUUUAAAAAUUACUUCUAGAUAAUGCAUGCUUAAAUUUUUUUUUCCUUAAUUUAAUUCCAGACAUUGUUAGUGUUGGGGGAGUGGGAGUGCUUUUUUGAAAAAGGGAUACUGUAUCUUUGAAACACGACCAUCAGUAUUUAACUAGUACAAUAUGCAUGUUGAGGACUCUGUAGCUACUUUCCAAAAGCUUUCGCUACCAUCACAUCUGAAAACAGUUGUAAUUUGGGGGCUGUAGUCACAAAAGCACAUGCAGAUUGUAGGAAGAAAAAAUGUAACGUACCCUUUUUACUCCAAAUUAGCAAAAAAAUUUGGAAUGCAGUGAACUCAUCCACUGAUGUGGUUGUGACCACUAAAAUAAACACAAAAACAUAGGAGAAAUGGUAAUUUAUAUCUAGGUAGAGCCACCUGGCUGUUUACGUGUGGGAUUAUCUUAAUAAUGAAAAUGCUAUGCCAUUCCCUUAGAGUUUGUCUUAAGAGUAGACUAAAAUGAGCAACUUAAGAUUCUAACAUGUUUUCCCCUCAUAUUUAUUGUUAUGGUAUUGCCAAAUUCCUUUUGUUAUGUGAUUACAAGUCAGUUUUGAUCAACAAAAAUUGAUAAUACGGAAAGAUACUUUCUCUCUACAAAUGCCUCCUUUUGUGAAGUAAUUCAGCUUUUCAGUACUUUUGCUACUAUCUUUCCCAUAAAACUGAUAAUUGAAGAAGUUAGGAGUGCACUUAAUCCAUUCCAAAGGAAUCAGGAUAGACUUCAGAAGAUACUUAAGCUCCUCUUGUGUGCCAAGUGUCAGUUUAGUGGUGUCUUUUGUUUUGUAUCACAUCAUAUUGUAUUUAAUUUUUACAAAGGUCAGAGCAAAGAACUUCAUUCCCCAGGUGAGCAGAAUGACAAGAAUAUGCUAGUGUAUCUUAAUGUGAACAAUCCCUAGGAAACAGGAGUGCAUGUCUCCUAGUUCCAAACUCUUUGGCUACUAUGUGGGUAUGAGGCUCUGUUUACACCAGCAGAUUGAAAAAUAUUGUAGCAGUGACUGAUAUGCAGUGUUGAGAGAAAUUCCAACCAACAGAACAUUUGCACUUUUUAUGUGAGAUAUGAAUGCAACUGAUGUGAUACUAAACUCAUUCUUAUCAGCUCAGUCAUUUUUGUAUAUUGCUUGCAAGCGGCUUUUGGGGGAUAAAGAAAAGUGUCCUUCUGUAUCUUUGAUUUUUCAUUGACUAGGUUUUAAGAAUCUAUUGAUGGUUUUGUAUUUAGUCAUUCUGUAGCCUAAAUCGGAGCGCAAUCAAGUUCAAUGCUAGCUUUUGCUGAUUUUUUGCCUGUUCUUGCCCAUUCUGGUUUUGCUCCAAUUUAGUUUCCUAACCUAGUGCUUAUGCAGUUUGGUGUCACUGAGCAGCUGUGUUCACACACUAAAAAAUAGUGAGAUUUAAAAAGUAAUAAGCAACAUGAAGGGUCAGAUAUUCUGCAGGUAUCUAUUGAGUGCAUAUAGAAAAGCCAACGUAUGCAAAUUAGGCCAGUAGGCUUUCUCUUUGCUGAUUUGCACCAGCUGCCACCUUUGAGUACAUAUGGGGUAGUUGGCCCAUUUCCUCCUUGGUUUAUGUUAAUAUGAAGGCUUUGGUAUGUACCCUGUCAUACCUGUGGACUAUUGUACCUUGAUGUAUCCCCAUCAGGAAGAAAAAUAUUUGCACACUUGCCUUUUGUUUUUUUUUAUUUCCUUCUUAAAAAAAAAAAUUCCUAAGUAGCACUUUUGGAGCAGGGGAAGGAAGAAAAGUUGCUUCCCCUCCCUCACCUCCUUCAUGAUAUGCAUAUACCUGAGGUGUAUAAUGACAGUAAGGUACCAAGGAGCAUACUAAGAAGUGUGUCAUACUACAAAAUUAAUUUCCAAUAUGAAGAUUCUUUUCUUCCCCAGAGUGAGAAAAAUAGAAAGGUUGGUGAACUGAGCACCCUAUUUAUAUACUGUUUACUUGCUGAGAUGUAGUCCAUGGAAAAUGUAGGUUAACUUGAAGAAAAUAGACUACUGAGGUUGGACCUCUUUACUCAGCAGACUCCCUGUGGUAGCCUGUGUUGUAGGGGUGAGCUAUAGAACGUCUAGUUGAUUCUGGACCCUAGAGUUUCUUGCUCAGUUUAACAUAAAAGCAGAAUAAACUGGUGCAUAUGGUGCUUUCCAAUGCCAUCAGGGGUAAAAGUACUCUAUGCUGCAGCCUCAUUUCCUUUGACAAACACAUGCACAAUUUCAAAGUUCUUGUAGCCUCUGGUUCAACAGUUCCUACAAAGUAUGGUAAAGUACCAAGAUAAACACUUGAAUGCUGGCCAAGCUCAGAAGCUCCAUCUCCACAAGAUUCAGGCCCAUGACCAUCUCAUUUCCCAGGUGUGAACAGCCCUAGUGAAACUGCAGGACAUAUGUAGACAUUCUGUGACAGUAGCAAAAGUUGUCUUGUCGUCACCCAUGUGUUUUCAGAGAAUGAUGUGGACAGUCCUAGAGACAGUACUUGGCUGUCAUGGGCCUACGUAGCUAAAAUGUUUCCUGAAUUUAAAAUUCUGUCUUCAGCCCUCAUGUGUUGUCACUGUCAAGCCAACAGAAAACAUUUUUUUAGUCUAAUUUAAAGGAGCUGCUUUUUUUUAUAGCACAUACUAUUUCUCUUUGUACUAUAUUUGAUAGUUACAGAAUAAUUUAGUCUGUAGAAUAACUUUGUUGUAUUUGUACUGUAAAUGAAUGUUACAAAGAAAGUGCUUUACUUGGUUGCCAUAAUUCUCUUGUACUGCUGUAAAAUAUUCUUCCACACUCACAACUCCCACCAUUCCUUACUUCACAGAAACUUAAUCUGAUUCACAUUUUCAGUACAGGGUUUUUUGUGUGUGUAUGUGUGUGUGCGUGCACGCAUGUGCUUUUUUGUUGUUGUUGUUGUUAGUAUUCUGAAUGUUUACAUCUGUUUGACAUUAGCCAUUUAAUGCCUUUUUUGAAAGGCAGUAUUACUCCUACAGUAUAACAGCAAAAUGUGAAAUCAACCCAAACAUAACAUGCAUGAUAAACACAGACUUGGGGUGAAUGCCCCUGCACCAUACAUAGACAUUUUAUAUCAGCAUACAGAAAAGUAAAACCCUCCUUCAGUCCUCUACCAAAGAAAAUACCAUUCCCACAGGAAAAAAAAUAAAAACAAAACUCAGAAAUGGUUUGCAAAAUCCUCAGAAGGGGGAGCAGUUGAUUUCAGUGGGACUGCUACAAUUUAAUACUGUGUUAUGCUUGCUUUGAUACCUGACUAAAUGUGACUGCCUGCAAGAAGCAUUUUAACACUUUUUUUAGACAGUAUUUUGUUUAAAAUUCAGGGAUCAUGCGUUCUUUAAUGGUGCUGUUUGUUUUUUGUUUUUUUUUCCUACAAAAAAAAGUGUUGCCUACAAAAGUGACUGCUCACAAUACCAUAAGUUAAAUGAAAUGUUUGUCUUUUUCAUGUUUCUCUGUUUCCCUCUGCCUAAAGUACAAUUUGGGCUUCGAUAUUAAAAUAU